AUAAAAUUUAACAUGUGUAAAAUUUAAAAUGCUAUUAUCCUUUUAUACGUGCGAAUUUUCUUAAAAACAAUUAUGAACUAACCUAAUCAGGGAUAUUGUACAACUGGAAAAUCAAAUGUGACCGACUCUGGUUCGUCUGCAAUGGGAACAAAUCAAGAAGGCACACAUUGUAACAAGAGUGCUGAUAGAAGAAGGGGUGUGGGAAAUGAUGACAGUCCUACCAGGAAGAAGGAUACUAAGAACGCACCACUGGCCAAGUCUGCGUCGAUGAGCAGUCUUAUCAUUUGGAAUAUCACUAAAGCACUAGAAUUAAACCCUUGUAUGGACCUUAAGGGUUCGAUUAGGGCAGCGAAGCAACGUCUGGACAGUGAAGCCCGGGACUUGAGCACCGUUAGUUCGCAGCACCCUGAACAGCAGCACUUGGUCUGCGCACUCCUCGCCUGGCAACAGCUCGGACACAACGAUGCAGACAGCCUCUACAGAUUUGUUGAACCUACGACUAUCGAAAUGAGCUGUGCAGAAAAAUGUGUCGAUAAAAAGAACCUUGGUGAAAAAUCAAAUGGUGGUAUACGUGAAUCACUGAAGUCAACAAAUAUACAUCGAGGUGCCGGUAUAAGAAAAGUCUUCGGUAUCAAGCCCUCAACUGCCGGGAGUUUUGGAUCGCACACAAGUGGCCCAGUGGUGAAGUUACCACAAGAGACAAAACUUGUUAUGCGAUUUGAAAAUCAAGGUUGCCAUCGACAGGUAUCAAAGAAUUCACCAAAACGACCUGAAAAAGAUACAAUGAGCAAAAUUGACGCGGCUUGUUGUUUGGAUAGUGAGUGCGCCGAACGGUUAGCUGAGUUAGAUGCGGCGACUAAUGAGCUACGUGCCCGAGCUGGUCAGCUUGCUCAGCGGGAUGCAGAGAGAGUCCAGCUGCUGGAGCGCGCUGAAGCCGCAUGGAGAGAUCUCGAAUCAGGUUACCUGAAGCGACUGCAACUAGCUGAAGAAAGAGAAGAGGACAUCUCCAGACAAAUACAAAAAAUGAUGGAUGAAAGGAACGAAUUUAAGAUCAACUGUAAUAAACUAGUGACGGACUUGAAAGAAAGGGGUGAUAUUGUUGAGUCGAUGCGAGGAAAUUUGUCCAGUGUAGAGAAGGACAUAUGCGAAAAAGCUUGCAUGAAGUUGAAACUCAGUGAGGAGGCAGCAAAAGGCGAAGCUGCCUUAGCGGAAGAACAGUGCAAAGCGGCGCAAUACGAACGAGACCUUUUGUUCAAAGAGGAACAAACUCGUCGCAAGCUAAUGACGAUGGAGAACGAAGUUGACUCUGCGCGUGCUUUAACCUGCGAAGCGGAGCGGGCGAUGCGUGCGGAGCUGAGCGCGCUGCGCGAGCAAAUAGCAGAGGUCUCUAAGGAGCUACUGCAAGUGGACGAGGCGAAUGUACGGGUUAAGGAAGAGAAUGAGCAACUACGUCAAGAGAAGAAGGAAAUGGUGGCAGAUUUAGAAGGAUGCAAGGUUCUGUGUGAGAAUAAAAUGAAGGGCCGCCUGAAUGACUUGGCUAAGAAGAAGGAGAAGUUAAAAGGAUUGAAGGAACAGGUAUUGGAAUGUCGAUGCCAGCUGCCGGUCAAUGAGACCGUCGAAGUAAAGCGCACGCCUUCACUAGCCGCCAUGUGCCAAUGCGCACCUGAAGAUAAGCUACUGGAAUCGUGUUCGUGCACGUCUUUGCGGGGCAGGUUAUUGUCCAACUUGUUGGCCGACCUGUUCGGAGGCUUGCAAGCCGAGCUGGGCGGCUCGGGGCCGCAGAUGCCAUGUCAACUGCUCAAGUGUCUUGAUGAUAAACAUAACUGGGAUCGAGCCAGUGCUGUCAAGACUAAUUUAAGAAAUUUCUUCUCGAAAUUAUUAAUGGGUGAACUUGAUAUUGCUAUAGCCACAUCUAUCGAAAAUUAUCAUGCAAAGUGGGUGGGUGAAUCAUGUGCUGACGUAGCGAAGUUGACACCGGGUCCCGAGGACGACGUGAGACAGGGUUGGGAGCAGAGAGCACUAGAAAAACGCGCCCAGAGGAUGGCAACGCAACUUGCUGAACAAUUGUUCCAAGAACGAGCUGAACAAUUGGCUCUGAAAGCCAAAGAAAUUGUUACGACAGGGCCACCGCCUUGUGAAUGUUCACCAUGUAAUCAUACAGAUGCUGCGGCCUUCCCAUGCUUGAUUCCACCGAACUCACCGUUUAAUCGUGGCAAUCUUGCCUCCAGUCGACAGACUGGUGAUACUACACCAGCCCUCUGGAAGCGCACCAUUCAGGAUGUAACCCAACUUAGACUUCAGAUAGAAGACCUAAAAAAGGACAGUAUAAAGAAAGAAGAUUUGAAACAAAUGGAAGAGAAAAUUUUCAAAAUAGUUAAAGAACCUUGGGUCAUGGAAAAUGAAGACUCCUCAUUAGUUUACAAUUUACCUGGAGAUACUACUAAAAAGGAGCCUCGAAAUAUAAAAAAUGGCCACACUAGGGAUGAUUCUCCAAGAAGCAUAAUUCCAAAUAAAGUAAAAAGGAAGAAUGUUGAUACAAAUAAUUUUUCAAGAAAAACAUCUAUUUAUGAAAAACCUACAAAACAAAGUAAAAAACAUCUUCAUGGCCAAUCUUAUGCAGUUAAUUUAUGUUUAUGCGGAUCACAAAAAAAUAGUAAACAAUUACAGAACUCCCAUUUAAGUAAUGAUGGAAAAUCUCAAACAUGGAAACAAAAAUCAUUUAAAGAAAUACUUCCUCAAACUUCUGUUGCCAAACACGUAAAACCGAUCAACGUAAACCUUCCUGCCCCUGAACUGAAAGAAAGCUCUAGAGAUACACCAGGACCCUGCGGUAAAGACUGCAAAUGUUUUCAUAACGUACCAUCCACUACUUCUAUAGAUAAACUUUUGGAUACUUUAGCCAAAUGGAAAUGCGAUUUGACAGAAACUGAAGACAUGAAAAAUAUUAAAAGCAGUUUAAGUGAAUAUUCUAAGACAGCCAUUAAGGAGUCGAUGCGUUUUAGUAACCAUAACGAUUCAAAAAUUAAUUUAUCGCUAUCAAAUGCAAGUGACAAAGAUCAAGUUACAGAAAGUGAUAUUCGUAAAGAAAUACAUGUAGAAACUCCCAAACAACAACAUCAAAAACAGAUAAGAGAGUCUAUUCUAAAUACUGAAUCAGAAUAUAUGGGAGCUGUUAAUUUAGAUAAAAGUAACGAAAAUUGCAAAUGUAUACCUAAUAUUGAACUUGUAUUAAACAAUAAUCUAGAAAAUACUUCAGAAAAUGCCGGAUUUAAAUGUAUAAAUACAACUGCUUGUGAAUGUAGAAUAUAUCAAGAAAUGCAAAAAGAUCAUAAAAGAUCUCAGACAGAUGAACCGUUCAAAGUACAAUUACAUGCCAAUCAGUGUCAAUUGGUUCAAACAAAAGAUAUUCCAGAAUUAAUGAAAAAGAACGUUUCAGAAACUUGCACACAGGUAAAAAGUCUAAACGACAUGAACCGAAAGUCAGACAUGAACGAUCUUCCACAAAAAACAGAAUUAUUCGCGAAUAAUUGUGAAUAUUACAUAAAAUUUUUGGGUGUAACCUUAGAUGACUUAAGUAAUAAGAAAAUGAAGAGGACUAUAAAAGACAAUCCUGAUGAUGUAUCAAAUUCCAAGGAUGUUGAACAUCGGCGAAGAGUAUCAAAUAUGCCAUCAAGUUUUGAACCAAAAUUAAAGGCGAAUUGCGAAGGAAAUAAUCAAACUGGGUGUAAUGAUGGCGCAAAGUGUGAAUGUAAUGCUAAACUUGAAGAAUUUAAAGGAUUUAUGGCUAACUUUUUCACACAUAAGGCAAACACUCGAAAUAAAGAUGAAGCCCUCGAUUCACAAAGUUUUAAAUCCAACGAUAAUAAAAUGGAAUCUUGCGUAUGUUGCAAUACUUACAAUAUGGAUGACUCUAAAGAAUUAGAAGUAAAUGCUUUCCAUUUAUUAGAGGACCAUCUAAAAGGGAAAUUAGAAGAAUUCAAAUCAUUUUCUUGUAAAUCUUCAUGCAUACCACCGGAAGAAGAAGGAAAACUUUUUUCAGCAAUUUUACAGAGAGUCAAGCAAGUAAUUUCAGAUUGUGCUAAUGAAAUGAAAUGCGCUUGUCCAGCAGGCAUGCCCAAUAAUGGUAGUUGGAACAGAGCUUACGGGCUGUUACAAGAAUAUUUAAAAAUUAAAAUUAAACGUGUUCAAUGCCUUUGUAUUUUAGACGAUAAUAAAGAAGUUGUUUUACCAGAUAUUUUAGAUAAAGUUUGCACCUUGAUAGAAAAUGAUUUUCAACGUUUGAAAGAUAUUUGUAAAUGUCAAAAUAAUACUGACAUACAUAAAAAAACCGUACGCAUUGAAGAUGUUUUGACUAAGGAAUUUCCAGAAAAAGAUACUAAUAUUGAACAAAUAAUGUAUGAUAAAGAAAUUCAAAACUGCUACGUGGUUCCAAAAGUAUCAAAACAGAAUUCAAACAAGUCUAUGAUACUUACAGAAGAUACAUCUUUCCAAGUGCUUCCUUAUUUCGGAAUGGAAGCUAAAUCGUGUGACGCAAUGGAAAUGUACUGUAAAAACGCACAAACUACGGAAACGGACUAUAUCGAUACCGAUACAAAAUCUAAUGGAGUUAUAUUUAAUACAUGUGACUGUUGCUACAAUACAGGUCAUGUGGACUUUCUUAAACAUCCAGACGGGUUUGGAAAUAAAGAAGUUUUGGUUAAUCGACAAGCGGAUGAAAUGGUUGAAACGCAUGAUAUAGCGCAAGUUGACGUAGACCAGGGACUGUCAAAAGCGCUUGUCACGGGCAAAAUAAACAGCACAAAACCAAUACCACAUUUAGAACGUAGAGAUACGAAUGAAAAUGAGAAUAAACAUACAGUACUAGACGAAAACGUAGAAGCUCCUCGUCCAUCUUAUAUUGGCUAUACAGUGGAUUGUUGUUGUGAUGGCUACCUAGGAUCAUGUGUCUGUAUGAAAUCCGUCGUAAAUGCAAAUCAUGACAAAAUUGAUAGUCUUUGGAAAGGUUUCCUAGAUAUUAAGACCAAUGACCAAAACUAUUCCUAUAUAAUGAACGGUACCCAAAAGAAAUGUAAUGAUACUGGUGUUAAUUGUCCCCCAAUCAAAAACGUUGAAACAAGGGUAGAACUGAAUUCGUCAGAACUAAAUUAUAAAAUAACCACACGUGACACUGAAGUAAAUGCAAAAGCUGGAGAUGGUAUGGUUUUGAAAUAUUCGAAUGACAACCUUGACUCUGUUAACGCUACAGCUAAUACUUUUGACGAAAAUAUGAGCUUAGGAACUGUCUGCUCUUAUAAUGAAAAUGUACUGGAAUGGUAUGAAUACCCCGCACCCAUGACAUCAGCAAGAUCAAAUGCCGCUAAGCUUGCGAAUUCUAUUUACUACCCGGGACAGCCCAUUGACAGUUUUAAGUAUGGUCCGCUAAAUGUAAUCGAUACUCUUAACCCACGUCAAACUUGUGAUUGUGAUUGUGAUAAGGUUCCCAUUUGCCACGUCAAAAUGUUGGUGGAGAAUAUUGAGAAAAACCUAAUGGAAUCCAAAUGCACUUGUGACUCUUUGAUAUCAAAAGCAUGCCCAGUGCAUUCCAAAAAAUAUUAA
Molecule: messenger RNA, 5595 nt
Organism: Spodoptera litura
Lineage: Eukaryota; Metazoa; Arthropoda; Insecta; Lepidoptera; Noctuidae
Source: RefSeq, a predicted model, not a curated record